UUAGGGCACAUAGGUACUAAGAAAGCACUGUAGUAUUGUCAAAUUGCAAGAACAAGCAAAGAUGGCUGUGUUUAGAAUCUUAGCUCUACUGCUCAUCUCCUCUUGUUACGUCUCCACUCCAUCGUCAGCUACCUCUGAUGGCUUCCUCCAAUGCCUGUGGGAGAAGAUACCGGGCGAGCUCAUCUACACGCAGGGCGCGAGCAACUUCACCGACGUUCUGGUGUCCUCCAUCCGGAACCCCAAGUUCUUCACCAACACCACGGUGAGGCCGCUCUGCAUCGUCACGCCGACGGACGCCUCCCACGUGCAGGCCGCCGUGCGCUGCGGCCGCGUGAACGGGGUGCGCCUCCGCGUGCGCAGCGGCGGGCACGACUACGAGGGCCUCUCGUACCGGUCCGAGCGGCCCGAGGUGUUUGCGGUGGUCGACCUCGCCAACCUCCGCGCCGUCACGGUGAGCGCCGACGAGUGGGUUCCCACGGCAUGGGUCGACUCCGGCGCGACGCUCGGGGAGCUCUACUACACGAUCGCCAAGAACAACUCGGGGAUCGCGUUCCCCGCCGGCAUCUGCCCGACCAUCGGCGUGGGCGGCCACUUCAGCGGCGGCGGGAUCGGUAUGAUGAUGCGCAGGUUCGGCCUCUCCAUCGACAAUGUCCUCGACGCCAAGCUGGUCAACGCCAACGGCGACCUCGUCGACAGGGCGGCCAUGGGGGAGGACCUCUUCUGGGCCAUCCGAGGAGGCGGCGGCGAGAGCUUCGGCAUCGUGGUGUCAUGGAAGGUGAGCCUCGUCAAGGUCCCAUCGACAGUGACGGCGUUCAACAUCGCGAAGACGCUUGACCAGGGCGCCAUAGACGUCCUGAUCAAAUGGCAAGACGUCGGGCCAACCCUCCCCAGCGACAUCACCAUCAGGGUGAUCAUCCAGGGACAGCGAGCUGUGUUCCAGUCCCUGUACCUCGGCACAUGCGGCGAUCUCGUGCCGACGCUGAGCACCUUGUUCCCGGAGCUCGGCAUGACGAGCGCCGAUUGCCUUGAGAUGACCUGGCUCCAGUCGGCGGUCUUCUUCAACACCUGGAACCCCAACGCGCCGGUGGAGUCGCUCCUCAUCCGCAACACCAGCCUGAGCACCUUCACCAAGAACAAGUCUGACUACGUCCGGCGCUCCAUCCCCAAGGGCGCGUGGAAGAACAUCUUCCCCUGGCUCACGAUGAACGGCGCCGGGAUGAUGAUCUUGGAGCCCCACGGCGGGUUCAUCGGCACCAUCCCCACCGAGGCGACCCCGUACCCGCACCGGAGCGGCGUGCUGUACAACGUCCAGUACAUCGCGUUCUGGUCGGGCAACGACGGCGACUCGGUGGCGACGAGCUGGAUCAGCAACUUCUACAGCUUCAUGGGGCAGUACGUGAGCAGUAGCCGGAGGGAGGCGUACGUGAACUACCGGGACCUGGACAUCGGCGAGAACGUGGUGGUGAACGACGUCAGCACGUUCGACAGCGGCAGAGUCUGGGGUGAGAAGUACUUCGCUGGCAACUACCAGAGGCUUGCGGCGGUGAAGGGGGCGGUGGACCCGACCGACUACUUCAGGAACGAGCAGAGCAUCCCGCCAUUGCUCCAAAGCAAUUAAAAAUGUGCGAAGCGCAUCGGGAGCGUGCGUUGUCUGGGGCUGCGUGAUCGCACGUACUCUCCAAUUGGCGUGUUCGAUCCUGGGCAUUGUACUUCUGUUCCGGGUCCUCCGCGGAUCUGAUCUGGUGUACAACCUGUCUGUUUCUGAAGGAACAAAGUCAAGAAUUGCAGCUCUGCAGGUUGCAUUUUUCUCUCUGAACUGCACGUCGGCCGUCAACGCUUCAAUCUAGAACUCACGCCAUGUUCUUGUAAAACAGAGCAAUUCAGUUGAUUCUGUUUCCUUGCUGCAAACCUCCAACGAGUUGCUAAGAAGCAAUGUUGAAA
Molecule: messenger RNA, 1941 nt
Organism: Phragmites australis (common reed)
Lineage: Eukaryota; Viridiplantae; Streptophyta; Magnoliopsida; Poales; Poaceae
Product: berberine bridge enzyme-like Cyn d 4
Exons: 1
Coding region: 62-1618 (518 amino acids)
Molecular function (GO): FAD binding; oxidoreductase activity
Source: RefSeq, a predicted model, not a curated record